AUGGCUGCAAAUCUUUCCCUUUGGAUUAUCACUAUAGUUUUUUGCUCACAUUUGGUUACAUUUUCUUCUUGUCAACCAAGUGGUUUUUCACUAGCUGUUGCAACUUUUUAUACAGAUUCUGGAAGUGGUGGAGCGUGUGGGCUAGAAGAUGACGUGGCAAGAUCUCCUUACAAUUCUAUGAUCACGGCAGGGAAUCAAGCUCUUUUUAAGCAAGGUGUUGGAUGUGGUGCAUGCUAUCAGGUGUUUUGCAACCAAACCCAGAAUUCACAUUGUUCAGGAAAUCCGAUAACAGUAACGCUUACUGAUGAGUGUCCUGGAACAUGCAAUGAUGAUCCAGUUCACUUUGAUUUAAGUGGAAUAGCAUUCGCAAAAUUGGCAAAAUCUGGUGAAGAAGGAGAACUACAUAAAGCAGGAAGAAUUCCCAUUUUUUUUAAAAGGGUACCAUGCAAUUACAACAGAAAUAUAUUGUUCAAGGUAGAUAAAGGAUCGAACCCUAAUUUUUUCGCGGUUGUAUCUGAAGCAGUAGACGGCGAUGGUGAUCUAUCUUUAGUUGAAAUACAAACAGGAGGGACGAAUACAUGGAAAUCUAUGAAUAGAAUGAUUGGAUCAACUUGGAGUGUUGGCAUAGAACCAAAUACACAAAAACCUCCAUUUUCUCUAAAACUUACUUCUGGAACAAAGCAAACUGUCACUGCCCUAAAUGUCAUUCCAGAUGGUUGGCAACCAACUAAAGUUUACGAUUCAAAUGUUAAUUUUCCCACUAAAUUAUAG
Messenger RNA from Solanum stenotomum, 771 nucleotides. RefSeq names its product putative expansin-B14. The record is from RefSeq and is a predicted model, not a curated record. Gene Ontology annotation, biological process: sexual reproduction. The coding region runs from base 1 to 771 and encodes 256 amino acids. NCBI's taxonomy places the organism in Eukaryota, Viridiplantae, Streptophyta, Magnoliopsida, Solanales, Solanaceae. Gene Ontology annotation, cellular component: extracellular region. The transcript is spliced from 4 exons.